AAGGUGACGCAGAACCAUUGCGACACCUAGCAAGAUGGCGGCCUCCAUGGUUGUUGGCUCCCGCAGGGUUUGGGACGGCUGCCGCCGCGGGCAAAGGGUUCUUCGCCUCCUUCGGGGCCUGUGCAGCGGGGGACAGCGCCCGGCCACCGACGGAGAGACGCAUUUCGGGUUCCAGACGGUGUCUGAGUCAGAGAAAAGCGAGAAGGUUUACCAAGUUUUUGAAAAUGUGGCUAAGAAGUAUGAUUUAAUGAAUGAUUCAAUGAGUCUGGGAAUCCAUCGUCUUUGGAAGGACAACCUGCUGCAUCAAAUGAACCCUUACCCUGGAAGCCAGUUGCUUGAUGUUGCUGGAGGGACAGGAGACAUCGCCUUUCGGUUUAUCAAUUACGUUCGUUCCCAGCGGGAGCGACGAAUCCAGCAGCAGCUGAGAUCCCAUCAGAAUUUAUCGUGGCAGGAGAUUACCAAGCUUUACCAUGAAGAGGAUCAUCAGUCCCUGGGAGGAUCCCAUGUGGUGGUUUGUGACAUUAACAAGGAGAUGCUGAAGGUUGGGAAGAAGAAAUCACAACGUCUUGGUUAUUCUAAAGGAUUAUCCUGGGUGCUUGGAGAUGCUGAAGAGUUGCCCUUCAACAAUGACAGUUUUGACAUAUACACAAUUGCCUUUGGUAUCCGGAAUGUCACUCAUAUAGACCAGGCUCUUCAGGAGGCUUAUCGAGUCCUGAAACCAGGAGGGAGAUUCCUCUGCCUAGAAUUCAGUCAUGUCAACAACUCCUUCAUUUCCAGUCUGUAUGAUCUGUAUAGCUUCCAGGUUAUCCCUGUGCUGGGCGAGGUUAUUGCUGGUGACUGGAAAUCCUACCAGUAUCUCGUAGAAAGCAUCAGGCGCUUUCCGUCCCAGGUAGAAUUCAAGGAGAUGAUUGAAGAUGCAGGCUUUCUGAAGGUGGACUAUCAGAACCUGGGCUCAGGCAUUGUGGCUAUUCACUCCGGCUUCAAGUUAUGACUUUCAUCUUACAGCGUACAAGUUUUAAAAUGAAAGGGUGGACUGAACUCUGAUGGCCAGAUUCAAAGGGUUAUGGCCUUGCAACACACUCGGCAUCAUGCCAUCAAAGCACACUAAUCCCUUGGGGAAUUAAAUUUCAGUUAUCAGUCAGCUGCUGUAUUCUGCUGCUGUAGUCAUGUGACAGCUGGGUAAGCAUCAGCUCAUCUUGUUAGGGAACACGUGAACCACUGGAAGAUGGGACUUUUAUUUCAGUGAGAAUUUUUUAAAAAUCUGAUGGGUUUAAGCAGUUCUGUUCAUGAGGGCAGCUGCAUUUUAAGACUCAAGUAAUUUCCUAUUUCAAUCAUGUCAACCACCUUUUGUGUAGCUAUGUGUGGCACCAACUAGCCUUAAAAAAAAAAGAGGCCUGCACUUACUGGGUAAAAGUCACUGAAGCACCAUAUUUCUUGCUGUAUUUAUUAAAAAUAUAUAUUAAUUUUCAAA
Molecule: messenger RNA, 1471 nt
Organism: Podarcis muralis (Common wall lizard)
Lineage: Eukaryota; Metazoa; Chordata; Lepidosauria; Squamata; Lacertidae
Gene: COQ5
Product: coenzyme Q5, methyltransferase
Biological process (GO): ubiquinone biosynthetic process
Molecular function (GO): 2-methoxy-6-polyprenyl-1,4-benzoquinol methyltransferase activity
Source: RefSeq, a predicted model, not a curated record